Messenger RNA from Zootermopsis nevadensis, 2375 nucleotides. RefSeq names its product kinesin-like protein 64D (gene Klp64D). Gene Ontology annotation, biological process: mitotic cell cycle; microtubule-based movement. Gene Ontology annotation, molecular function: ATP binding; microtubule motor activity; microtubule binding. Gene Ontology annotation, cellular component: microtubule. NCBI's taxonomy places the organism in Eukaryota, Metazoa, Arthropoda, Insecta, Blattodea, Termopsidae. The record is from RefSeq and is a predicted model, not a curated record.
CAUUGUGAUAAAAGACCCAUAAAGUUGUCUAACAUGCGACCCAAAGACAAAUGAAUACGAGGCCAGCAGAAGACGCAAUCGAUAGUGUUGUGCUGACAGAAACAAUUGUUUCGUAAAGAGUUGUUUAAUAUUACACCAACGAAAAUGCCUAUGUGUGACGAUGGUGAAGUGGAAAAUGUGCGUGUAGUGGUGCGUGUGCGACCCCUUAGUGAAAAGGAAAUUGAAACAGGGUACCAACAGAUCACGAAAGUUGACACUGUCAACAAGACCAUCACCGUUGAAAAUCCACAGGCAGCAGAUGGGGAACCACCAAAGACUUUUACAUUUGAUGUUGUUUUUGACACAGAUUCAAGACAGAUGGAUGUGUAUAAUGAGACUGCAAGGCCAAUUGUGAACAAAGUGUUGAUGGGAUACAAUGGGACAAUUCUAGCCUAUGGACAAACGGGUACAGGGAAGACGUUCACCAUGCAGGGAGACUGCAUGGCUCCAGAACUGAAGGGAAUUAUCCCAAACUCAUUUGCUCACAUCUUUGGUUUCAUAGCCAAAGCAGCAGAACGUAAGAAAUUUCUGGUUCGUGUAUCACACAUUGAGAUAUAUAAUGAGGAAAUUCGGGACCUGCUGGGAAAGGACCAGACCGCCCACCUUGAGGUGAAAGAACGGCCUGAUAUUGGGGUAUACAUACGGGACCUCUCAGGGUACGUGGUAAACAAUGCUGAUGACAUGGAGCGAAUCAUGACUCUUGGAAAUAAAAACAGGGUGGUGGGAGCAACAGCAAUGAAUUCCCAGAGUUCUCGUUCACAUGCUAUCUUCACGAUUACAAUUGAGAAUGGGGAUGUGGGAGAAGAUGGCAAACAGCACAUCAAGAUGGGAAAGCUUCAUCUUGUUGAUUUGGCUGGAUCUGAGCGUCAGAGUAAGACCGGUGCCACAGGGAUGCGUCUGAAGGAAGCCAGCAAGAUCAACCAGUCCCUCUCCACACUUGGCAACGUCAUAUCGGCAUUGGUUGAUGGCAAAAGCACACACAUUCCAUACCGCAACUCGAAGCUGACGAGACUGCUGCAGGACUCCCUGGGGGGGAACUCAAAGACUGUUAUGUGUGCCAACAUAGGGCCGGCAGAUUUCAAUUAUGACGAGACCAUCAGCACGUUGCGCUAUGCAAACCGUGCCAAGAAUAUAAAGAAUCGUGCUCGCGUGAAUGAGGACCCAAAGGAUGCCCUGUUGCGACAGUUCCAGUCGGAAAUUGAGGAGCUACGGAAACAGCUUGAGGAUGUUGGUGUGACCCAUAAUGGAUUUGCUGCUGCUGAGAGUGAAAGUGACUUAAGUGAGGGCAACAAGGAUGGGGAGAAGACACCAAAAGAGGAGAAGGACGCUGGCUAUAACAAUCUGUUGCAAACAUUGGAUUGCCUAGAUGACCUGGAACUGCAGCUGAAGGAGAUUGACAAAGCUCCAGAGAAUGAAGCUGAUGAUGAGGAUGAUGGAAAAGAGAAUAGUGAUGAAGAGAAGCACCAAGUAGAACUGAAGAAGACACAGAGUGAACAUGAUGCUCUCAGGGAGAAGCUACUGACUCUGGAGAAGAAAAUUCUGGUUGGAGGGGAGAAUCUCUUGGAGAAGGUCGAGGUUCAGGAGCAGCUGCUGGAGGCAUCGGCCCGUGAGUUGGAGCAGCGCCGUUGCAAGGAGGAGCAGUUGCGGCAAGCAUUGCAACAGAAGGAGGCAGAGCUGAUUGACAUUGAGGAGCGAUACUCGACUCUGCAAGAGGAGGCAGCUGGCAAGACAAAGAAGCUGAAGAAAGUGUUUGGGAUGCUGAUGUCUGCGAAGGCAGAGCUAAGUGACUUGCAAUAUGAGCAGCAGCGUGAGAUGGAGGGGCUUCUCGACAGCAUCCGCAGUCUCACGCGCGAGCUGAAGCUUCAGGAGACAAUCAUCGAUGCCUUUAUCCCUCACCAAUACCAGGAGAUGCUGGAGCGGUAUGUGCACUGGAACGAGGACAUCGGCGAGUGGCAACUGAAGUGUGUUGCCUACACUGGCAACAACAUGCGCAAGACACUGCCCACUCAUUCUGCUGGUCAGGGACGGGAGCAAUAUCAACAACCAGAUCUGUCACAUGUAUAUCUCUCCUACUUGUCGGAUCGUGUCACCAACGCUGUGCGACCAACGCGGGCCAGCACGGCCAAAGGCAGGUCGGCUCAAGUGCACCGAUCUGGAGGAGCCAGACCUGCGUCGUACCGCAAACCCAGCGAUGUGUCUUAGAUGGAAUGUGAAGUCUCGGUAAUAUCUAGUCCACAUGGGCCUUCAUGGUCCUGUACCACCAUUAUGAAUCAUCACAUAUUUGAUAUCAUUGCAUUGUACCACUUAUUUAUUUGAAUUAAUACUACAUCAGUGAA